Pieris macdunnoughi is the source of this 2106-nucleotide messenger RNA. NCBI's taxonomy places the organism in Eukaryota, Metazoa, Arthropoda, Insecta, Lepidoptera, Pieridae. The record is from the annotation of a GenBank genome assembly.
AUGGAAAAUUCGGAAAAAAGUCAACGCGAUACCAUAAAAAUAACUUGGCGUCUUAUCUUCAGGGAAAUACAACCAUUAUUUAGAGAAAUUGUGGAAAAGUUUGAGCUUUUACAUAAAUUUGAUGAAAAAGAAAAUGAUGUUGUCGAUAAAAUGUGGAAUGUGUACAAACUUUGCAAUGAUCAAAUCAGGAAGUGUAUUCUUAUAUUAAUAGAAAUGUUCAACCAUAAAAAGGCUCACAAUUAUAUUAAUAAGGAAAGCUUACAAUGUAUUCUGGAACGUCUAUCUUGUUGCCAUCAGAAGUUACAAUCAAUCAAUUCACAUGUAGAUACACUAUUUGGUACCAGUCAUAGCAUCACCGACGACUCCAUAAAUAUCAACACUAUGUAUUUUGUUAAUUGGAUAGAUCAGACAUUUGAUAUUCUCAAUAAUCUUUCAAAUACAGUUUAUGAAACAGAUUACAAAAUCUCUGAGGAACAUUACGAGCAAUGGAAAGAAAAUCUUGUAAUAUGUGUUAGUGGAAUUCAUACAUGUAUAGAUGAAAUGUUGCUAUCAGCUAUGACUCUUUGUAAAUACUGUCUGCCGAUGGAUCAGCAUAUUGUCAAGGCUCGAUGUCAAGUGGUGCUAAGAGAAACAAAGGCCCUCUUAUCUGACCUAAUAAAAGGUGACUUAGAUUCCGUAUUUCAUGCUUCCAAGGAGAAUUUAAUUCUGCCAAUAAAACCGUCGAAUAUUAAUGUACUAAUAGAUGUGUUAAAGGAUGUUCUAUAUGUACUAGAAACAAACACAAACACAGCACUAUUGGCGCUCCUCAUCCAUUGUUUCUCGUACAAUAUAUGUCCGGUUGAGAAAUUGAGAGACCAUUUUGUUAACAAAUGUGCCUGCAACGAAGAAUGUGAUUUUGUAAAGGAGUUUGAUGUUUAUAAUGAACGGCUGAUGCAAAUUGGAUCUUUUGCUAUAUCAUGUUCGUCUGAUGAAAAUAGAGUUCUAAGCCUUCGUAGUGGCUUAGCAAGUAUAGAAGGCCUGGAUUCACAUUUAGUUCCCGCGGUGAUGGUAGCACCGUUGAGCUAUAACGCAUCGUUAUUGGUUAACAUUUGGAAACGGGAAGUUGCUGAUAUAAGGGAUCAGGUGUUUCUUAUUGUUGAUCCGACAGCUUUUGCGCAGAGAGCAAAGCAAAUGAUGCACAGUUCCUUACUUGAGAUUAUAAAAGAUAAAGUUUACAACAACACUAAAGUGUGUGGUGUGAUCAACACUGGUUGUGUGUUAAGUGAUUUUUUUCACGUGUAUCGAACCAACGAACCGGACGCUCUGACGCAUCAUGAUAAGCUGCUACCAUUGAUAAGUGACUUGGAUAAAGUGAUUCCAGAAUGCAAAAUUGUCAGUAAUAUGUUGGCAACACACGACGACUUUAAAUACAAAACGAAAAUCACAGACUCAAAAGCGACUUUCGAACAAUUAAUUAAAAGAUUAAAACUCCUCUAUACAAUAGUGAACAAAAUAAAUUGUCUAUUAUCACCCGAAGAAGAUAUUUUUGAGGAAUCGAUUAAAAAUGAGACUUUCUCAGUGGCUAAGACAAUGAAUAAGAAAACGAUGAAUUUGACUAAAAUGUUUCGGACGAAUGUUAAGUCGUCUACGGCGAAGUUUCCUUUGGCGGUUUUGACUAAAAAUUUCAAGGCGAAGACGGAACUGAGUUUUUCAUUGAAAUUGGAUGAAAUAUGUGAUAUUUCGGAUAUAAAGGGCCGAAACACGUCGAUUUUAUAUUCGCCGAUGAAAAAGGGCUCAUUACGAAAAGCUUUAUUGAGUCGAUGUAUGAAAGUGGAAAAUGUAGCACAUCCUAAUGAGGAUGAAGAAGACGAAAUGCUCAGCUUGCAAAUAACGGAUGUUUUAAACGACUUAAACAAUUUGACAAAAUCAAGACGAAUGAUGAACGUAACGUAUAACGAUAAUGAUUUAACGAAUGAUCUAAAAUUAUCAGUUAACGAAACAGUUACGAAUAUAACGUAUGAAAUGGACGAGCCGUCGAAUAUAGGAACUCUGGAAAGGAUUAAUGAUCUGAAAUUGGUGACUAGUAGACUGAGUGACUUAAAAUCCGCACAAGAGACCAGCCUUUAA